Molecule: messenger RNA, 3231 nt
Organism: Cuculus canorus (common cuckoo)
Lineage: Eukaryota; Metazoa; Chordata; Aves; Cuculiformes; Cuculidae
Gene: CHRNA1
Product: cholinergic receptor nicotinic alpha 1 subunit
Exons: 9
Coding region: 89-1459 (456 amino acids)
Biological process (GO): regulation of membrane potential; monoatomic ion transmembrane transport; nervous system process
Cellular component (GO): postsynaptic membrane; neuron projection; synapse
Molecular function (GO): transmembrane signaling receptor activity; acetylcholine-gated monoatomic cation-selective channel activity
Source: RefSeq, a predicted model, not a curated record
AGGAGGCAGCACAGCCCUCCUCUGAAGACACCUUAAAUGUGCUUUGUGUGUGCUUCCAUUUGUAUGACUGCAGCAAGGAGAAGUCAGGAUGAUGAAGGUCCAUCAUGUACUCCUCCUCAUCUGCACAGCUGGGCUGGCCCUGUGCUAUGAAGAUGAGAGUCGCCUUGUUGAGGACUUGUUCAGGGACUACAACAAGGUGGUGCGCCCAGUGGAGGACCAUCGGGAUGCUGUUGUCGUCACCGUUGGACUGCAGCUCAUUCAGCUUAUUAGCGUGGAUGAAGUAAAUCAGAUUGUGACAACCAAUGUACGCCUGAAACAGCAAUGGACAGAUGUCAACCUCAAGUGGAAUCCAGAUGACUAUGGCGGCGUGAAAAAAAUCCGCAUCCCCUCAGAUGAUAUCUGGCGGCCAGACCUUGUUCUUUACAACAACGCAGAUGGUGAUUUUGCCAUCGUUAAAUACACCAAAGUCCUUCUGGAGCACACAGGCCGGAUCACCUGGACACCACCAGCUAUUUUUAAAAGUUACUGCGAAAUUAUAGUUACAUACUUCCCAUUUGACCAGCAGAAUUGCAGUAUGAAGUUAGGAACUUGGACGUAUGAUGGCACAAUGGUUGUUAUUAACCCGGAGAGUGACCGCCCAGAUAUGAGUAACUUCAUGGAGAGUGGAGAGUGGGUGAUGAAGGACUACCGCGGCUGGAAGCACUGGGUUUAUUAUGCUUGCUGCCCUGACACCCCCUACCUGGAUAUCACCUACCACUUUCUCAUGCAGCGUCUGCCUCUCUACUUCAUCAUGAAUGUCAUCAUUCCCUGCCUGCUCUUCUCCUUUUUAACUGGGUUCGUUUUUUACCUACCCACAGACUCAGGUGAGAAAAUGACUCUCAGCAUCUCUGUCCUGCUGUCUUUGACUGUGUUCCUUCUGGUCAUUGUGGAGCUGAUUCCCUCCACCUCCAGUGCAGUGCCUCUGAUAGGAAAAUAUAUGUUGUUUACGAUGGUGUUUGUCAUCGCUUCAAUCAUCAUCACAGUCAUCGUCAUCAACACCCACCACCGCUCCCCAAGCACUCACACCAUGCCGCACUGGGUCAGGAAGAUCUUUAUUGACACAAUCCCAAACAUCAUGUUUUUCUCUACAAUGAAACGACCGUCCAGGGAUAAACAAGACAAAAAUAUUUUUGCAGAAGAUAUUGAUAUUUCUGAAAUUUCUGGGAAGCCAGAUUCUGUGCCUGUCAACUUCUACUCCCCGCUUACCAAAAAUCCAGAUGUGAAAAAUGCUAUAGAGGGAAUCAAAUACAUUGCGGAAACGAUGAAAUCAGACCAAGAAGCCAGUCAUGCUGCAGAAGAGUGGAAGUUUGUUGCGAUGGUGCUUGAUCAUGUUCUUCUUGGCAUAUUUAUGCUAGUUUGUAUUAUAGGAACACUAGCUGUAUUUGCUGGUCGCCUUAUUGAAUUAAAUCAGCAAGGAUGAACAUCAGCUGGAAACUAUUUGCUGCCCUGGUCAGCAUCUGAAAGCAUCUUAACCAUCAAAACCUGGCCAGCCUCCGAAAGUUUCACAGACAGGAAUCUGUUCCUUCUGGGAAAGAGCAGAGAUAAUAAAAUGGAAGGCUCCAUACUUAACACUUCUGAGCUGCUGCUUUGUGGCAUUUCAUGGCCAAAAAGAAACACUUGUGUUAGAAACACUUGGUAUACUAAAGGCUGUCAACCAGGUUUUGACCGAUUUACCAUUUAUUGCAAAUGUUAAUGUAUUAAUAAGACUGUCUGACUUUGUAACCCACAGCUACAACUCCAGUGAAAUCAAUAGCAGUGUAAUAAGCUUUAGCUGAGCUGUAAAUCUGUAUCCAACUUUAGCAUUCAAUAUGGUUUCAAUAUCUGCUCUGUGGUUUUUGUAUUGGCAGUCACAAAUGACUCCACUUGUAACACUAGAUGUAAACGGCAGAAAUAUCUCAAACUCCAUGCUUAAGCACUUGAAUUUUAUGCACAAAUAUGAAAUAACUGACUGUCAUAUGUGAGACUACCUGUGGGAAUUCUUGAUGCAGAGAAGAGGAGGGAAUGUUCCUUACUGUGGGAAGGAUCUGGUCUCAGCUAACUGGGUCCCACAGGUAUUUUUUGCUAGUAAGUCCUAUGGAAAAGGGAGAGGAGGAUUUUUUUUUUUUGCCUUGUUUAAUCACCAAACCAUGCUCUGUGACCAUCAGAUAUCCCAAUGGCAGUUGCUGCCCCCUUAUUUUUACCUGCUAAUACUCAUUAAGAAGACCCACAUUUGCUAUGUAUUAAUGCUGAAGAUUCUCAGUUGUCCACAAGAUAUUCUGCAAUUGCACUCGAAGUGAAAAGUUUAGGGCAGAGGUGAAAGGAUGGUAUCCAUAAGAUAACCUCUGUGCUCAGCCUACUCUGCUCCAGGAAAACUGGAUUCCACUAUCCAUUUUGGCUAAACUAUCCAGUUUGGCUAAAGCUUCAAACUUGGAGGUGCUCAGUAUGACAUCUUAAACAUCGUUCUCUCUGUUCCCUGAAAACUGUCUCCUGCCCUGCUGAAAUUGAUCAUGAGCAUUGAAGUCAGACACAGCAUUACAAACACCAUUCCCAGGAAAAGUAUGGAUCUCAGUUUUGCUUACACAUGACAAAACAACAGGACACAUCCCACUCUGAGCAACACAGAUAAUUCAACCCAGACUUCAUUCAAAUGUUGGUCAGCAGCUCACUCUAGUGGUUAAAACAAAGUAGUACUGCUUUUGGCCACAGACAACUGGGUUUUGGUAAAUAUUUAAUGUGAGCAACAAGCUUAUAUGUGUUUCAGUAAAACAGAGCAGAAAUACUAGGAGUGCUGUCUGUUUUUCUCAAAAAUAAAAAAGGAGAGGUGGAGCAACUGGUACAAGUCAUCUUUCCCAGCUGGUGGUUCACGCCAAUAGGACUACUUUGCAAACAGCUGUAAAUAACUUGCUGUGAGUUUAAUAAAAUAAUUUGUAUUAUGUUAAUACUUUACAGGAAUGUGUCAUGUCUGCAGAGGACAGGCAUUUUAAAUGCUAUAUAGAGAAAAUCAGGCACUUUUGCAAUACUUCCUGCAUUGCAUAGCAUCUGCUGGACAAUGUUUUGGUGAGCUGCAGCCCUAAGCAAAGCAAACGGAUUGUCUGGGGCAAUCAAUCACUUGUAACACUUUGCUCAGCUCUAACAGUUUAGAUGAUGGUAAUCUUUGCCUCCCUGGAUGAUCAUUAACCCCAUAAAUGAUAUAUGCUGCACGACAUCUCUGCU